AUGAAGCCCGUGCUCACAAGGAAGGGACUCACAAUGCGGCCGGCGGAGGAGGGAGAUGCGGUGAUGGGUACCUACCGUACGGCACUUGGCGACCUCAUGGAUGCGCUACCAGGCAGCAUGGUGGCUGCCAAGAUCACCGCAUCUGAGGUCGUGGCCCACACCGCGGUGGCGAUUCCGCGCAACAAAGGCGGAGCACUGGUCCCCAAGGGGGCGUUCAUCAAGGCAAGCCCCAAGGAGAAGUGGCUCACUGACUUUGCAGUGCCGUUAGGCACGUCUGUGGACGAGCGUGAGCAGCUGUCGCGGGAAUGGCACAUGCCCGUAUGCUUUGUGUACAACGCGACAGGAUGUGUCCGCAAACCGCCGAUCGUUGUUCUACGACGGGACGACAAGAGGCCAGUACAUGAGGGGCGCAAGAAGAAUCAUGACGUGAAAGUGCGCUACGCCAAGAAUGGGUGCUUUUCUAGCGAGUUGUUCACUGAGUUCGUCGACGAGUUAAACGGGGAGUUGCAUGCGAAGAACGAGAAGGCGGUGGUGCUUGUGCACAACCCUUCGCACACCCUCACCGGGUGUGUGAAACGGACAAGCACGGUGGAGGGGUUUGUCGUGAAGGAGUUGACACGGGUGAAGGUUGUGCAGACAUUUGGCGUGAUGCCGGCUGCUGCGUUUUCUGCGAUAAAUGGUGUUGUGGACACAUUGAAGGCAGUUUUCCGGACGUGGUUUCGGCGAACGGCAGUCACGAGCACAGAGUGGACCCGUGCGGGCAUUUUUCCACGGCCGCCGCUGCACGAAGUCCUGUACAAGCUGUUCAUGGCGUGCAAGUUGACGAUGCCGGGGACAAUCCAGAGGAGUUGGUGGCGGGCCGGUAGCGUGCCGAAGGGCUGGCUGUCGCGGAUGGGCAGCUUGAAAGGGAAAGCUGCGGCAGGGAUGUUUGACGGUCUGGUGGUGCAGUUGACGAGUCUGCAGCUGGUGAUUGAAGAGCUCAAAGGCAAGUGCAGCAGCACGGCGUUUAUGACGGCGUGGGAUUUUGUGGGGUGUGACGAAGGCCUUAUUGAUAAGUGGGCACCAGCGAGGGGUUUGGAGGACGAGUCCGAGGAUGAGAUUCCGGCAUAUUUUUGCAUUCCGGAGGGGCCGCUAAUGCGAGACAGCCGUAGCUAUCGCCGCGUGAGCCGCAUGGUCCAUGAUGGUUUCGUGAAGCAGGCGGAGGCGUUGGGUAUUCCACCGCGCGACGUGCCAGAGGAGGCCGGAGUGGUGAAUGAGGAGGUGGUGAGCCGCCUUCGACGCACGCCCACUAAGCGCAACCGGACGGGCCGCUCUAGUGAUGAGGGGAUCACGUCUGACGCGUCGGAUGAGGCAGGCCAAUCCCGGAAGGCGGGGGUGCUGUUCCGAGUGGAGGAUGACAAAGAGAGCGUCGUACGCUUGGUCUAG
Closterium sp. NIES-65 is the source of this 1425-nucleotide messenger RNA. The record is from the annotation of a GenBank genome assembly. Lineage: Eukaryota; Viridiplantae; Streptophyta; Zygnematophyceae; Desmidiales; Closteriaceae.